Messenger RNA from Anastrepha obliqua, 4791 nucleotides. RefSeq lists its product as uncharacterized. Gene Ontology annotation, molecular function: zinc ion binding; nucleic acid binding. The record is from RefSeq and is a predicted model, not a curated record. Lineage: Eukaryota; Metazoa; Arthropoda; Insecta; Diptera; Tephritidae. The transcript has a single exon. Gene Ontology annotation, biological process: DNA integration. Bases 1 to 4791 code for a protein of 1596 amino acids.
AUGUCGCUACCGAAAUUUAAAGGGGAAUAUUCAGAAUUUAAAAAUUUUAUGAGUCUGUUCGAGAGUUUGGUGCACAACGAUCCUACAAUCCCAGAAAUUGAGAAAUUUAAUCACUUGGUUAACUGUCUGUCUGGUGAAGCUUUGGGAACGGUAAAGGCCUUCCAAAUGUCGGACGAAAAUUAUUCGAAGGCGUUGGCUAGUCUCAAAAAAGUUUAUGACAAUAAAUGCUUAAUAUUUUUCGACACAAUUUCCAAACUUUUUGAACUGCCAACUAUCCCAAAGCCAUCUGCGCUUUCAUUGCGCACAAUGAUUGAUACAGUGUCGGCUGUUUACGACUCGUUGCUGUCGUUAGGUGACGAGAAAAACAUCACAAACGCUAUCAUAAUUCAUCUGGUAAUGUCAAAAGUUGACACCGUUACUCGGUCAAAGUGGGAGGAACAGUUGGAUUAUGAUAAGCUGCCAUUAUGGCGUGAGUGUGAGGCAGCAUUAAAUAAACGCUACCAACAUUUAUCUGCCGAUGAAGCCUCAACGUCGAGGCUCAAGCCGUCAAGCAGUCACAGCAUUCAGAAACCCCACCUUCAUGCGGGAAGGACGAAAGCUGCCUUAGUGACUUCAAAUAUAAAACAGCCGGUGUGUCCGCACUGUAAAUCAAAUGAUCAUAGUAUACCCGCGUGUCCUAGUUUUAAAACUCUCUCUGCUCAGCAGCGAUUUGAGUUUGCUAAAUCAGUCCCUUUAUGCAUAAAUUGUUUGCGAAAGGGGCACUCAGUUUCAAAGUGCAAAGCGGAUCGGUGUCGUGUUUGCAACCGUUCGCAUCACACGUUGCUGCACCAGUACCCUGUAUCCUUUGCAACUGCACCACAACUUUCGACCUCGCAUGCCAUGCACACGACGAGUACGCCAGAUCGGGUUAUGUUGGCUACAGCCGUAGUCAACGUAAAAGGUAGCUCCGGAGAGUACCUUGCUGCACGAGCCUUGCUGGAUUCUGGAUCUCAGGUGAAUUUCAUGACAGAGGAUUUGGCGCAGAAAUUACGAAUUCGUCGCGAAAGUACGACCUUAAAUAUUAUCGGCAUCGGAAAUGCAACCAAAAAAGUAAGGACGAAAUUAAAUACGUUUGUAAAAUCGCGGGUCAAUAAUUAUGAGUUUUCGGCACAGUUUUGGAUAAUGCGAUCCAUUUCAGCCAGCCAUCCAGAUCGUAACGUAAAUAUUAAUGGCUGGAAAAUUCCUAAAAACAUUAGCUUAGCGGUCCCAGAAUUUUAUAAGGCUCAAAAGGUAGAUCUUUUGUUAGGUGCUGAAACAUUUUUCGAGCUUUUAGCUGUAGGCCAGAUCAAGGCCAGCCCCAAUCACCCAACAUUGCAAAAGACACUUUUAGGCUGGGUUGUGUCUGGCAAAUACGCCUCCAACCAACGUCCUCCUCCCACAGUCAGUAGCACAUUAUGCCAUACUGAACAAGAUCUAGCAAAUAUAGAUUCCAUUGUCCAAAGGUUCUGGGCAAUGGAAGAAAUACCUUCAGGGGCUAGUUCGACAAAAUUCACACCUGAACAAAUAGAGUGUGAAAAAUUUUUCGUAAAAACUACUAAAGUUUUGCCUUCAGGAAGGCUUCAAGUAAGACUGCCUUUCAAAGAUGACCGUAAGUUACUCGGUAAUUCCUAUGAAACCGCGUCUCGGCGGUUUCAGGCCCUGGAGAGAAAGACCUUGAAAGAUCCAGAACUUCGUCAAAUGUACCUGGACUUCAUGAAUGAAUACAUCGAAUUGGGUCACAUGAGCCCAACAAAUAAUAAGAUCCCGAGUGAGCCACACUACUUCAUUCCGCAUCAAUGCGUUCUUCGGCCUGAAAGUACGACGACUAAAUUACGUGUUGUUUUCGACGCAUCAAGUCGUACCUCUUCUCAAAUUGCGUUGAAUGAAAUCUUGAUGGUUGGGCCGACCAUUCAAGAAGAGCUGUAUUCAACACUUCUUCGUUUUCGCUUGCAUAAAUAUGCAUUUACGGCGGACAUUACUAAAAUGUACCGCCAAAUUCUCAUGCACGAAGAAGACAAAAACUUUCAGCUUGUAAUGUGGAGACGGCAUCCAUCUGAGCCACUUCAAAUCUUUCGACUUAACACCGUAACAUACGGCACUGCGCCUGCUCCAUUUCUCGCUACACGGUGUUUACAAAUGCUCAGCGAUGCCAAUACACAUAUGUAUCCACUCGGCUCAAAGGCAAUAAAAAGAGAUUUUUAUGUAGACGACCUGCUUACAGGAUCCGAUAAUUUUGAAUCUCUAGAUCUUAUUAGAAGUGAGGUAGUUAAAAUAUUAAACUCGGCAGGAUUCAAUUUAUCUAAGUGGUUUUCAAAUCACCCAUCAUUUUUCGAUUGUGAGAGUUCUGAGAAGGCCUUAAACUUCAAUCACACAGACUCCACAAAAACACUUGGAAUCCAUUGGUUGCCGAAGGAAGAUUUGUUUCGGUUUGUCUUAAAUGACAACUUUACCAGUUUACGAGCCACUAAGCGAAACAUAUUAUCAGUUUCGGCUCGUCUUUUCGAUCCUCUUGGUUUACUUGCCCCACUAGUUACCAAAGCAAAAAUCUUAUUGCAAGAGCUUUGGCUGCAAAAACUAGAUUGGGAUGAGUCGAUUCCAUUGCACCUCGACACCAGCUGGGAAAAUUUCAAAGCCAAUCUACUGCAGCUACCAUCAAUAAGCAUUCCUCGGUUUGUACACACCGAGUCGAGUGCAAGCUGCCAAAUUCAUGGCUUUGCCGACGCCUCAAUACGAGCGUAUGGCUGCUGUAUAUACAUACGUAGCCAUUCGGCUGGUGGAACGAAAUGUACGCUGCUUACUGCAAAGUCUAGAGUGGCUCCGCUGAAGACUAAAUCUCUUCCGCGUCUAGAGCUCUCGGCAGCCCACUUGCUGGCCAAAUUAUGGUCACGAAUAGCGCCAAUGUUGAGUAGGCCAAUUGAAAAUAUAAACUUCUGGACAGACUCCGAAAUUAUUUUGCAUUGGAUCAAAACGCAUCCAUCUGUACUACAGACCUUUGUUGCAAACAGAGUGUCCGAAAUCCAAGAGUUGACGGAUAAAGCUACUUGGCGACAUGUGCCAACUAAGCAAAAUCCCGCGGAUCAAGUGUCUCGGGGUUGUAACGUGGACGAAUUGAAUAAUUCUAUCUGGUUUAGCGGUCCACAGUUCCUCCUAGAAGACCCUGCGUUAUGGCCAACAAACACCCACUUCCAGCUCUCUCCAGGAGACGAAGCAUUAGAGAAGAAACGGAACGCAACAGUUUUAGUUGUUCAAGCAAAUGAAUCGCAUCCAAUUAUGGAACUCACCAAAAGAGUAUCUUCUCAUCAAAAACUGCUUCGUAUUGUCGCUUACAUAUUAAGAUGGAUAAAACGUAUUAGAAACCCAUCUGCGACAUUCACACAAAUGCUGACGGCUGAGGAUAUUAAAUUAAGUUUCCUCAAAGUCAUUCAGGUGGUUCAACAUGUUGAAUAUGGUGAAGAAAUUAUGAAACUCACCAAAGGUACCACCCUACCCUCAAGUUUGCAAAAACUUAAUCCAUUUUUGCACAACUACUCGGAAUUGUCGCUGUCGUUUAAUUUACUCCGAGUAGGAGGCCGCCUAUUAAAUGCGCCUCUCCCAUAUGAUGCCAAGUUCCCACUGCUCUUAAACAAUAACUCGCACUUCGUUACCACAUACUUACGGGACCAACAUUUUCGAAAUCACCAUGCUGGAGCAAAGGCAUUGGUAGCGCUUCUCCGAGACGGCAUUUGGCUGGUCAAUGCUCGAGAAGCUUGUAGUCGUACCGUUCGAAACUGCACACACUGCUUUCAUUAUAAGCCGAAGCUGCAAACCCAAAUAAUGGGAAAUUUGCCUGCCGAUAGGCUUCGUGCACUACGACCCUUUCUAAUAUGUGGAGUAGAUUUUUGUGGUCCCGUAUAUACUACAUUAAAAAUACGAGGUAGACGCCCAGUAAAAACAUAUAUCGCAGUGUUCGUUUGUUUCACUUCAAAGGCAGUACAUUUAGAACUAGUAACAGACUUGUCUUCUAAUUGUUUUAUUUUCGCCCUAAAAAGGUUCAUUGGACGCCGAGGAAUGCCGCGGAAAAUAUACAGCGACAACGCCACCAACUUCGUCGGCGCCGAUCGCAAGCUUCGCGAGCUGAGGGAUGCUUUCGAGGCCCAACAACCGGAAGUACAGAAGUACGCAACGGACGAAGAAUUCACCUUCGCCUUUAUACCACCCAGGGCACCGCACUUCGGCGGGUUAUGGGAGGCGGCAGUGAAGUCCGCCAAACACCUUCUCGUGCGCGCAAUCGGCAACGCGCUGCUCACCGCCGAAGAACUACAGACUCUGCUCGUCGAGGUCGAGGCCGUACUCAACUCGCGACCCCUGGUACCACUGAGUCAGGACCCGAACGAUGGAGAGGCCCUAACACCAGCGCACCUACUAGUUGGGUGCCCCCUUCGAGCGCUGCCACCAGCCCAAGUAUCGAUGGACCCAAUGCGUUGCUGCGACAGAUGGCAACUUGUCUGUUGUCUCAAGCAACAGUUUUGGCGACUGUGGUCCAGGAACUACCUGUUGGGUCUUCAACAGAGGAACAAGUGGUUGCAUCCGAAGCGCAACCUCGAGCUGAACGACCUCGUCCUGGUUCAGGAAGACAACACACCACCGCAGCAAUGGGUGCUCGGCCGCGUCGCCGCAACCGUAACAGGGCAAGACGGCAAAGUCCGCGUAGCAGACGUGGCAACCAAAGCGGGCGUAAUUAAACGCCCCGUUCACAAGCUCGCCGUACUGCCAUUAGAUGUUGAAGGACCAUGA